Molecule: messenger RNA, 1962 nt
Organism: Balaenoptera ricei (Rice's whale)
Lineage: Eukaryota; Metazoa; Chordata; Mammalia; Artiodactyla; Balaenopteridae
Product: nuclear RNA export factor 3-like
Exons: 20
Coding region: 1-1962 (653 amino acids)
Biological process (GO): poly(A)+ mRNA export from nucleus
Cellular component (GO): nucleus; cytoplasm
Molecular function (GO): RNA binding
Source: RefSeq, a predicted model, not a curated record
AUGCUUUUGUCCAGAUCUAUGAACUCACUAGAGCCAGGCGUCAUAUUCCACCAGGAAGUGAAGUGUUGUGGUUUCCUGAGGACUGCUGCCCUUGAAUCUGGAGUAGAAGCUCCAGCAGCCAUCAGGACACAGAUGCUCAGAACCUGCCCCCUUCAGACACCUGAUGUGACCAAGGCCACCGGCAUGAGGAGCUGCACAGGGAGAGACAAAUCCAGCAAUUACCAUGCUUUACUGGCAACCCGACACAAAGAAGGCUUUGUGGAGGAGAACCAAGGUGCUGGUGUUGAGGUGAUUUCUAUGGCAGAUAUGUCUCAGGGUCUCUCACAAGGCUGCAGUCAAGGCAAAGGGUACAAUAAGCAAGUUACCUCCUUACAAAGAAGAGCAAGACGCUGGCGUAUUUACCAAAGGAGGUAUAACAAUUGGUCUGAACAAGUCAGGUCUGGUAUUCAUCCUUCAUCCCAGCAACAACAAGAUGGAGAUCAAGCAACAAGUGAUGUUCACAAGGAUACUGGAGUAAGAUAUGCUCCCUAUGCCAUUCCAUCCUGUCAUCGGAGAGGCAAUUUUCAGAAACAAGACGAAACCCAUGUUAACAAGGAGACAGAGCAAAAGCCUCCAGAGAGACGAAUGGAGAGAAACAGGCAGGAUGAGACCUUGGGGAGCUGGUUCAAGACCACAAUUCCCUUCGGUAUUCAAUAUGAUGAGAAGUGGCUGCUGAAUUUGAUUCAGAAGCAAUGCAGUGUCCCCUUCACCCCAGUCGAAUUUCACUAUGAGAAAAUGCAGGCCCAGUUCUUCGUUGAGAAUGCCAACAUUGCCUUCGCACUGAAGAAUGUCAACGGCAAGAUUUACAAUGAGGCUAAUGAAAGGAUAUCUAUCUUUGUUGAUCCCUGUGAUGCACCCCACUCUGUGCUGAAGGAGCUGAGGUCAGAAAAGGUGGAGCAGAUAAAGCUGCCCGUGAAGGAACGACACGAUGCCUCCCAGCAAUCUCUUGACAUCCAGAGGCUCCGCUCUGACCCUGACUUGAUGACCCGUGAUACUGGAAUGCCGCGAAACCCUAGAAAUGGCAUGGCCGCCUCCCUGCAGAUCCAUCCAGGGAAUAUGCCCAAGGUGAAGUCUGCAGGGGAGAUGGACAAGGGUGAGCGGCUGGAGCCAGAAGGGAUGUGUGCAGACAGAAACCCCCUGUGCACCAGCUUCCCUGAUAAGUCAACCAACAUAAGCUCCAUCCUGGAAUUGUUCCCCAAGUUACUAACCUUGGGCGGCCAGGAGACAUCCCCACUGGCUAAGUGUGGUAUUGAAGCCUGCAAGCGCUUACCAACCUGCAAGGGCAGCUACUUUGGAUCUGAUGAGCUGAAGAGCCUAGUCCUGCAAUUCCUGCAGCAGUACUACUUGAUCCAUGACUAUGGAGACCGACAGGGUCUCGUGGGUGCUUAUCACGAGCAGGCCUGCUUCUCCCUGACCAUUCCCUUCCACCCCGAGGACCCAGCCCCAAGCAGCUUGUGCGAGUACUUCAAGGACAGCCGGAAUAUGAAGAAGCUCACGGACCCCCACCUGCGGGUCCAGCUGCUGAAGCACACAAAACAUGACAUUGUGCACACCCUCUGUGUGUUGCCCAAGACUCAGCAUGACUUCAACUCCUUCGUGGUGGACACGUGGUCCCAGACGGAAACGAUGCUCUGCUUCUCUGUCAGCGGGGUGUUCAAGGAAGUGGAAGGAAGUUCUCAGGGCUGUGUGCGUGCCUUCACCCGGACCUUCAUCGCUACCCCUGCCAGGUACUCCAGUCUGUGCAUCGUGAAUGACGAGCUGUUUGUGAGGGACGUCAGCCCCAGUGAGACCCAGAGUGUGUUCUCCAUCCCAGUGCCUACGCCCACCUCCAGCUCCAUGCACACCCUCUCCCAGGAGCAGCAGGACAUCAUGCAGGCAUCUUCCACCCGACCUGAGGUGAACCGCUGGUGUAAUCAGAAGUGA